Anastrepha obliqua is the source of this 2287-nucleotide messenger RNA. RefSeq names its product centromere/kinetochore protein zw10-like. Lineage: Eukaryota; Metazoa; Arthropoda; Insecta; Diptera; Tephritidae. Bases 85 to 2190 code for a protein of 701 amino acids. The record is from RefSeq and is a predicted model, not a curated record. The transcript has 5 exons. Gene Ontology annotation, biological process: endoplasmic reticulum to Golgi vesicle-mediated transport; mitotic spindle assembly checkpoint signaling; mitotic cell cycle. Gene Ontology annotation, cellular component: nucleus; RZZ complex; chromosome, centromeric region.
GUUUAUAGCUCCAAUUGCGUAUUUGCUGUUGUAUUCAGAUUUUAACAACUUUUAGUUAUUUUCGCGGCAAACAUAAAAUUAAAAAUGAGUACUGAGGUGCAAUUCAACAAUAAUGUCGCAAAGAUAACGGAAGACGUUACCUGCGAGGAUUCUAAAGUCACGAAAAGCACUAUUACAAAAAUUCUGUCGAAAAUAAAGCGUUUUCAGGAACGUAUACGCAAACACAUCGAAGACAAUUAUGUUGAAUUUAUGCCAAAUCAAACAUCCGCCGAUAUGUACCUCGAUGAGGGGGAACUUUUGGCGUGUGAGGCGGAGAAUUUGUUGCAGGCAAUUUGCAGCGAAACGAAUGCUGAACUACAUCAUUCCAACUCCGAACUGGUUGCGUGCAUCAACGAAUUCCAUGAAAUGUAUCUAGAUUUCCGUGUAUCUCACCGCAUACUCAAGGUGGACGACCUUUUUCAAUGUGUCGAAGAUGCAAAUUCAAACAAGGAGUAUUUAGUAGUGCUCGAUCAUUUGAGCAAACUAAAAAGUUUAAUAUAUGGUGAGAGUGAUGUGGACUGUAACUUUCAAAAAUGCGAUUGCUAUGACACAAUAAUGGUAAAAUAUCAUAUACAAGCAAAUAUAUUACGACAGAACUUAGAACAACGAUUCGAGCUGCUUGUGCAAUUCACAGAGAAGCAAGUAUCACAUUCGAAAUAUGUCACGAUACAAGUAUCGAAGGAUGUUAAUCAGUUACAAGAUACUGUGAUGGCGUUGUUUCAAGCGCGUUACAAUCCCAUUGGAAUGUGCGAUUUUUUACUAGAGAACUGUUUUGAGCCGCUUAUCUUAAAACCCGCUACCCUGGAGUACAUUGAGGACAACCACGAUCAUGUACAACUAACCCUUUCAUAUCCGUUGAAGGAAAUGGGCAAAAGUUUACGUCCCUCCUAUAAGAAAGUUUUCGAAAAUAUUAAGUUUGUUUUACAUUGCCUGGCCAAUAUAAACGUUUCAAUAUCCAAUGAUCAACAAGUAUUCUCCAUUAUAGGGGAUCAUAUCAAGCAACGUUUGUUAAGUCUGCUUGUAGAAGAAUGCCUAAUGCAUGCGAUACCAAAAACAAUCAGUGAAUUCGAGGAAUCAACGCUAGUAGAGGACGUUAUCCAAUUUGAACACUUUCUAGCCGAUGCCUUUCUUAUUAAUGCCGAAACUGAUGGAGCCUUAAGCGAUUUCACCGAAAAGUUUGAAACACAUUUCCGUGAACAAUUCAACAAUAAGCUUUUGGAUAGCGCAAUGGAUAUCAUUCAUAAAGAUUUGCAAGACAUGGCAUUAAUUGCUGAGAAGAAUACCGCUGAGGAUAUAGCCAAAAAUCCAUUUCUAUUUCCUUGUUGUAUGGUUUCGAAGAGCACACUGGAACUAAUUAAGCUGAUGGAACGCAUACUACGCCAAUCGCACGACACAGAUGACGAAAGCCUACUGAACGUAAUCAGUGUCAUACUUCAUUCAUAUGUGGGCAUGGUACCGAAGAUACACGGAAAGCUAUUGGAGAGCAUACCGCAACAAUCAGCCUUAUUUUAUAACAACUGCCAAUUUCUAGCACAUUGGGUGACCACGAAUUCGGAAAAGGGCAUACCCACAUAUCCAGCCCUGGUUAAGACAUUGCACAUAACCGGUAGCAAAUAUUUGAAUACACAAAUCAACCAUCAGCAAAAGAUUAUAAUGGGCAUACUAAAGGAGUUUGAUAUCUCCGAUGCAUACACAGUUGGCACGGCACCAUUGAAAUUAUUGCGCCAAUGCUUGGGUCAAUUGGAGUUAUUAAAAAAUGUUUGGCAGAAUGUUCUACCCGACGCUAUGUACAAUAAAAUACUUUGUGAUAUUUUGCAUGAUUUUUGUAAUGAAAUUAUACGGUGCGUACUCACAACGGAGGAUAUUUCUGCAACAGUGGCAAAUGAGCUAAGUGAAUUGAUCGGUGUCAUAUUGGAGAAAGUGCCAAAGUUGUUCAAGUCCAAACGAGACAUGACGAAUAUUAAGUCUUGGAUGAAACUUGUACAAUUAAAAACUAUACUCAGCUCAUCGUUGCAAGAAAUCACCGAGCAAUGGUGUGAGGGUGCUGCCAUAUUUACAGCCAAUUACAAAGUCGAGGAAGUCAAGCAUCUUAUACGUGCACUUUUCCAAAACACCGAUCGGCGCGCUAAGGCACUAACUUCCAUAAAUUAAUUUUCUAUUUUGUACACAACGCAAGGAUCGUUUUUUACAUUCUUUUUCUAAUAUACAGUCUUUAUACGGAAUUUCCUACGAAGUAUUUUGUAAUAAA